UGCAGGGUUGGGGACAUCAAGACGUGGGGAGACCGGAGCGCCCCUCGAGGUGAAGCCACUGGGUUGCAAGACCUGUGCCGGGCGUUCCCUGGGAGAACCAAGGGACUCACCUCUCCCCCACCCUCCGCCGCACGCACAACUUCUCAGCUUUUCACCUGGACUGGCGCACGACGACUGGCGGACUCGGGCGCGGGGCCUGCAGGGCAGCGGGGCGCCCCCUGCCCAGGUCCCCAGUCGGGGCGAGGGGACAGUGUUGCACCCCUCGCCCACACCUGCUGUGCCUGGAUGGCUCCACUGGCUGAGUGAGCAAGGCGGCACGCACUUCUUCCCAAGGACCCCUCGUCGUGGGGGACGAUGUACGAGAGUGUGGAAGUGGGGGGGCUCACCCCCACCCCUAACCCCUUCCUAGUGGUGGAUUUUUAUAACCAGAACCGGGCCUGUUUGCUUCCGGAGAAGGGGCUUCCCGCCCCUGGCCCCUACUCCACCCCGCUCCGGACUCCGCUUUGGAAUGGCUCAAACCACUCCAUCGAGACCCAGAGUAGCAGCUCGGAGGAGAUCGUGCCCAGCCCCCCCUCCCCACCUCCCCUUCCCCGCAUCUACAAGCCGUGCUUUGUCUGCCAAGACAAAUCCUCAGGCUACCACUAUGGGGUCAGCGCCUGCGAGGGCUGCAAGGGCUUCUUCCGCCGCAGUAUCCAGAAGAACAUGGUAUACACGUGUCACCGUGACAAGAACUGCAUCAUCAACAAGGUGACCCGGAACCGCUGCCAGUACUGCCGGCUGCAGAAGUGCUUCGAAGUGGGCAUGUCCAAGGAAUCUGUGCGGAACGACCGGAAUAAGAAAAAGAAGGAGGUGCCCAAGCCCGAGUGCUCUGAGAGCUACACACUGACGCCCGAGGUCGGGGAGCUCAUUGAGAAGGUGCGCAAAGCGCACCAGGAGACCUUCCCCGCCCUCUGCCAGCUGGGCAAGUACACUACGAACAACAGCUCAGAACAACGUGUCUCUCUGGACAUUGACCUCUGGGACAAGUUCAGUGAACUCUCCACCAAGUGCAUCAUCAAGACCGUGGAGUUCGCCAAGCAGCUGCCCGGCUUCACCACCCUCACCAUCGCCGACCAGAUCACGCUCCUCAAGGCAGCCUGCCUGGACAUCCUGAUCCUGCGGAUCUGCACGCGGUACACGCCUGAGCAGGACACCAUGACCUUCUCAGACGGGCUGACCCUGAACCGGACCCAGAUGCACAACGCUGGCUUCGGACCCCUCACCGACUUGGUCUUUGCCUUCGCUAACCAGCUGCUGCCCCUGGAGAUGGACGAUGCCGAGACCGGGCUGCUCAGUGCCAUCUGCCUUAUCUGUGGAGACCGGCAGGACCUGGAGCAGCCAGACCGGGUGGACAUGCUGCAGGAGCCGCUGCUCGAGGCGCUGAAGGUCUACGUGCGCAAGCGGAGGCCCAGCCGCCCCCACAUGUUCCCCAAGAUGCUGAUGAAGAUCACAGACCUGCGAAGCAUCAGCGCCAAGGGGGCCGAGCGAGUGAUUACGCUGAAGAUGGAGAUCCCGGGCUCCAUGCCACCCCUCAUCCAGGAGAUGUUGGAGAACUCAGAGGGCCUGGACACUCUGGGCAGCCAGCAGGGCGGCCCCGGAAGGGACGAGGGCGGCCUGGGGCCCCCGCCUGGCAGCUGUAGCCCCAGCCUCAGCCCCAGUUCCACCCGAAGCAGCCCGGCCACCCACUCCCCGUGACCACCCCUGUGCUCUGUGGACAUGGCCCUCGCUCCCACGCCACCCCGGCUUCUCUCUGCCUUUCUGCCGACCGACCAUGCGACCCCUGCCAGCCCUGUCCCCCACUGUGGGGCAUGGGUUGGGGUGCCUUCCCCGGAAGGCAGGAGGAAAAAGGCAGCAACUCCUCGGACCAGACCGAGGCCUGUGUCCCGGACGGACGGACGUCAGGGGCGAAGCUGUGAGUGGAGCCCCGGGCCUGGCCCCGGGAUGGGGGUGCCUCAUGUGGCUCGGGACAGCUGCCUGCCCACCUUCCACGUGUUCAUCACCAGCAAACACCCAGACCUGGCUCCCUGCCUGCCCAGCUCACAAAGCCAUCAUCACCCCCCUGGCCGGGGACUCGUGGGGUGGGCCGGGGUGGGCUUCCCUGUACAUAUCGUACCAACCCCAGGUAUUAAUUCUUGCUGGUUUUGUUUUUAUUUUAAUUUUUUUUUGUUUUGAUUUUUUUUAAAUAAGAAUUUUCAUUUUAAGCACAUUUAUACUGAAGGAAUUUGUGCUGUGUAUUGGGGGGAGCUGGAUCCAGAGCUGGGGGUGCGGGUCCUGGGGGAGGGGCGUGGCUCACAGGGGCUCCUGCUCUCCCGCCCACUCCUCACGCCCCCCCAGACCUCCCCCUCCUUUUCUCCUCCGUUUUCUCCUUAAAACUGUGAAAUGCUCGCUCCCCGAGGCCCAGCGCCUCUCCUCCAUGCCCCCUCCACCUCUUCCCAACCACUGAGUGGGGGCAGCCUGAGCAGGAGGGGCUCCUGGCCCUUGCACCUGCUGCACCCCCUGUGGUCUCUGGGUGACCCCCCCACACCCCUCCCCUCAGGACCCAGCUUGUCCACGCCCCUCAGCCCCACUGUGAAGGGGCCAGCUGGGGGUCAGGGGAGGCCUGAGCUGUCCCAUGCCCUCCCUCACAGCACCAGCACCCCCGGGGUCCCCAGACACACACACACACACACAAUACACACACACACUGUGGACAGUAAAUGGCCCACACUUGGCCUGAGUUCCUUCAUUUCCCUGGCCUGCCCCCCACACUCCCCACCUGCGCCCCCUCCUUGCCCCGCAGGACGGGCCUACAGGGGGGUCCCUCAGCCCCGUGUCCUUGCACCCCUGGGCUGGGAGGAGCUGGCUGUGCCCUGCCCUCCUCGCCCGGGGAGUGGGGUCUCCUGCCCCUGGAGCCCGCUGGUGCACCUGUUACUGUUGGACUUUCCACUGAGAUCUACUGGAUAAAGAAUAAAGUUCUAUUUAUUCUA
Messenger RNA from Ochotona princeps (American pika), 3005 nucleotides. It is a transcript of the gene RARA, whose product is annotated as retinoic acid receptor alpha. Bases 355 to 1734 code for a protein of 459 amino acids. Gene Ontology annotation, cellular component: nucleus; transcription regulator complex. Gene Ontology annotation, molecular function: RNA polymerase II cis-regulatory region sequence-specific DNA binding; nuclear glucocorticoid receptor binding; nuclear receptor activity. The transcript has 8 exons. Gene Ontology annotation, biological process: retinoic acid receptor signaling pathway; regulation of transcription by RNA polymerase II; cellular response to corticotropin-releasing hormone stimulus. The record is from RefSeq and is a predicted model, not a curated record. NCBI's taxonomy places the organism in Eukaryota, Metazoa, Chordata, Mammalia, Lagomorpha, Ochotonidae.